Messenger RNA from Culicoides brevitarsis, 1199 nucleotides. Its product is annotated as retinol dehydrogenase 14-like. The record is from RefSeq and is a predicted model, not a curated record. NCBI's taxonomy places the organism in Eukaryota, Metazoa, Arthropoda, Insecta, Diptera, Ceratopogonidae. The transcript is spliced from 3 exons. Bases 97 to 1083 code for a protein of 328 amino acids.
UCCAAUUGUUUUGGAAGAGAAAGUGCUGAAAUUAAACAAAAAAUCCUCGAAUUAAAGACUUAAUUAAGCAAAAAAUCACGAAAAACCUCUGAAAAAAUGUCGGAGGACCUCCUUUAUUACGUGUUUAUUCCUGUGUCAGCUGCUGUCGCCAGUAUUUGGGCAAUUCGGAAGCUACGGGAGUACCAAUGGGGAUGGAUCAAGAACAAAUAUCCUUUGAAUGAUCGGAUUUACAUCAUCACAGGAGCAAAUACGGGCCUUGGUUUCGAAACAACAAAGGCUCUUGUGCAUCGCGGAGCAACUGUUAUCAUGGCAUGUCGCUCUUUGGACCGCGCUAAUGAAGCCAUCUCCAAAAUUCGACAAACAACCGGUCAAGGGACGAUGAUCCCCUUGUGCCUUGACUUGUGUUCCUUCGACUCGAUCGAGAAAUUUGCCGAUAAGAUCAAAGACGAGUACUCAAACUUCAAUUGUCUCAUCGAAAAUGCCGGUUUGGCGGUGAAUGGCGACGAAAAAACCGCCGAAGGGCAUGAAAUUCACUUUGGAGUCAACCAUUUGGGACACUUUUUCCUCACAGACUUGCUAAAAGACGUGAUCAAGAACAACCAAUCGCGAAUUGUGGUUGUUUCGAGUCGCAUGCACGAACGUGCAACCAUCGAUUUUGACAAUUUGGGCAAAUAUGUGGCACCCAAACCAGGCGAUCGCAUGAAUCACAUGUACAACAAUUCGAAACUCAUGAAUUUUUAUUUUGCAAGGCAACUUUAUAAGCAAGGAUAUGAUGCGCACGUUUUGUGUCCCGGAUUGUGUCACACGGAUUUCUUUAGGCAUUACAAUCCAAAGUGGUAUCAUUACGUACUCUUCUCUCCGAUCGCUUGGUGGUAUCUUCGUUCAGCGGAACAAGGCGCACAAAAUAUAAUUUUCGCAGCAACAGAUAAUGUCAAUACGAGUCUGAAGAAUCCCGGAAAUGGAUAUAUUGUGAAGGAUAUGCGACAAGCAAAGUCAAAGGUUAAAUUUUCUGAUGAGGUUGGAGAUAGAUUAUGGAAUGAGAGCAUGAGACUGUGUCGGUUGGCGAGAUCGUUGAAGAAAUGACAGUAAAUUGUGUUUUAGAAAGUUUUUAAAAUUGUGGAAAAAGGUAUCAGGGUUAGAUAUUUUAUUGUACUGUUUGUGUCGAAUACUUAUUUAAUAAUAAAAUACUCAUUAAAAGA